This is a messenger RNA of Cinara cedri, 6232 nucleotides long. The record is from the annotation of a GenBank genome assembly. Lineage: Eukaryota; Metazoa; Arthropoda; Insecta; Hemiptera; Aphididae.
ACGACGAAAACCUACCUGUGUCUACUGCACAUGGCGCUCAGUUCACUGGCGCAUUUCGUUCAAAAUAUAAAAAUAAUACAUUUGACAUGCCGGUAAUGUCUAUUUUGUUUUCGCAUUAGUAAUUAUAUUACUGCGUCGUUUACAUACAAUAUCACGUCGAAAUAUAAUUAAAUUAUUCCGCCGGAAAAUGAUCGUAAACUUGAAUCACUUUAAAGAACAACGGCCCGGUAUUACUUCGUUUUUAACUGGAAUCACGUAUUUCAAAACCAAUAAUAUAAACGCAAACGCCCGGAAGGUUAUUUACUUCUUAACGUUCGUACUAUAUGUACAGAUUGUAAGUAGUAGGCACCUAGUAGGUAUAAAACUAUUCAUUAGAUCUAUUCGUCUAAGACACAUUUUAAUUUAAUUUGUUUUGUCCAGUGGUUUCAGCUUAUUUCGUUUCUGACGUUGAUCAAUUGUUAUUUGCUCCAAUGGUACUCGGAGAAUAUCGAAAAUUUAAAAAACGACGUAUCGCGGGGUAAGUGUGGAUCUCAUUAAGUUAUCAAAUAUUAUUUUGAAUAGAUGGUCAGUUCUUCGAUCGUAUAUGUCUGAAAAGAAAAAAAAAUAUUACACACCAAAUUAAAUUUAUUAAAAUGUUCAUUACUAUCUUUUUCAUUUGAUUUUAUACAUAUAUUUUAUACUAUUGCAUUGGACCAACUAAGGUUUGACAACCCUCUAUUAACUCAUUAUCUCCGUUUAAUUCUUACCUCACUAACAGGCCUCAGUUCACUAAAGUUCAUGGUUUUUUCUCGAAUACGGUGUCAGUUCCUUCAGAAACCCCUCAAGGCGGUAACUUAUCACUAGGGUUCGGGACUUAUCGUGCCAAAAAUUCGCAAAAAGCGCUUAAAAACUUCAAAAAAGCCUUGAAAAAAUAAUUUCAAGCAAAUAUUAUUAGACCAAAUGGUAGAAGGGUUUAAAUUUCCCCCCUCUAAGGCUUUAACAUAUUGAAUAUAAAUUUCUAACGCUACACAAAUGAUUUAUCUAAAGUUAUUUUUUGUAAUAAGUAUAAUUUUAUUUAAACAAAAUACAUUUUUAAUAAUAAUUUGUGUUAUGUUAGAGAAUUAUAAUCAAUAAUUUAGAAUUAGACAGGGACAUUUAAACUAUUCUACCAUUUGGUCUAAUAAUAUUUGCUUGAAGUGCUUUUUUGUAAUUUUUAAGUGCAAUAAAUUCUGAACCCUAUUUAUCACAUAUCUUGUUUAUUUUAUUUUUUAAUGGAAUCUCUUAGGUUCUUAAAAAAUGGUAUGUCUUAUAUUUUGCAGACGAUUCAAAAAUCUUUACUCAAGUUUCAUCAAUAAUCGAUUGUUUAAUUUUACAAGAGAAAUUAAAUACCUAAUUCAACUGAUGCUAAAACUGGGAAAUGAGUCUUAAUACUAGUAAAUGCUACUGUUUUUACAGAUUCCGUGGUCAUAUAAUAGUUAUACGUAAUUUAUAAUUAACAUUAAACUAAAUUCAGUUACUUCAAUUAAAGACCUAGGAAUAGCUUUAACCAGUAAUCAAAACUUUCGGGAACACAUUAAGUGUUUCAUAAACAAAUCUCUACGUGUAUAAGAUUUUGUUAAGCGUCAUUCUUCAGAUUUUAAAGAUUCGCGAUCAUUUAAGCUCCUUUAUUACGCUUUAGUUAGAUUUAUUUUAGAAUAUAGAUCAGCCUAUUUGGAGUCCGUAUUCAAAAUUAGACAAUUCUUUCAUUGAGUGUGUCUAAAAUUGUUUUCUAAGAUGUACUACCUAUAAAUUCAAUAUAUAAUUAUUAAUAAUCAUGAUUAUAUGCAAGUUAAGUUCUUUCUAACUUGCCUGCUGAGCAAUACAAAAUUAGUUUAUUUUAUUUUUAUUUUUAAACAAUUUAUUAUUUCUAUACAAUACCGUCACAUUUUGAUUUAGUGCAGUUUCACAAUUCUUCUUCUUCUUCUUUUUGGUUUUGUCCUUUAAGACUUAAAUAUAACUCUUUCCAACUGUCUCUGUUCGUCGCAGCUUCUCUCCAAUUGAUUUCCUGUUCCAUUGGUUUAAUAUCUUUCUUCAACCUUGAUCUCGCUAAAGGUCUUUUCCCUACAGGGUCUUUUUCUUGUGUCUUUUUUGUUGAGAUUAACAUUUUUCUUGUCCAAACCAUUCACCGACUAUGGAAAAUUUUAAUAAUGCAUAAAACAAUUUAAAAUAAAUUAGUGCCCGUUAUUAUUUGACAAUUUUAGUUAUGUUCAUUUAAAGUUUUUUUUUUUUUUUACAAUUCCAUUUAUCCACCGUGUGAUUACAACCGUUUGAAUGUUUAACUUGAUCAAUGGAAAUAUUACACCCCAGUAUGUGUUCUACUUGUAAAAAAAUUGACAGCAAACCAUAUAUCUAAUCGUUUAAUUUUAUAGUUAGACUUAGUUUUUACUAUUUUCAAUUCGUACCACUGUUCAUAGGAGCCAAUUCAUAUUUACCGGACCACUGAACAGGUAAAUUCUCAAAUAAUCAUUAAAACUAAGAAAGACAUAAGUAUUACCACCGCUCCCCCCCCCAAUAGUCUCGUCCAUAUCUGCAGUUUACUAUCACCGCUCAUGUUUUUUGUUGAGUUAUUUUACAUAACGACAUAGUUGAUACAACGUGAACUGCAAUAGUAAACUGUUUACGAAAUAAUUCACAGACCAUUAGUAAAUUGUAUUCAUAAGAUUAUUACUAAAAUAGUGUGCACAUUUUAACAGGACACACAUGGUUUUACUACAAAUUCUUGCUCGUGUUUCAAAUGUGUGAUGUAAUGAUUUCAGCGUACGAGAGUUACCAAUUAAGAAAAGUCAAGUCCUACGUGGUCAGUGUAUUAUUCAUUAAUUUAAAUUGACUGUCAUGAAUAAAUUAACGAAAAAGUUGAUUUUUUUAUAUGCAGCGCGUUUCCUGUUAUAUAUCCCAUUGUGCAAUCCAUAGACAUAGCAUGGACAAAAUUAUAAAUAAAUCGAUUUUUAAUAAAACAAAAUCAUGUGAUAUUAAGUUAUUAAAAUAUUUUCUACUGGAACUAGAUAUUAUAAGAGAUAAAAAAAAUAAUGGUUUGAUUGUAAAAUUUUAGAUUUUAAUCAAAUGAUUAAUUCAGAAAUUGUAUAUUUUUAAGAACACAUUUAUUGAAUUAAAACGAGUUACUCUGUUACUUCGUAAUAUGAUGUAUUGUUAUGGGUCGCAAUUAUGUUUUAUUCGGUGAUAAGCUUUAACUAUAGUUAAUCAUUUUUAUUAUCAACUAACUAACGUAAUAGUUUGAGUUUCCAUUGAAUAUUUUAACAUUUUAGAACUACUUCUUAUAAACACACAGUUAUUAUAGUUUAUUUCGAGAUUAAUUAAAAACCAUAUAAAUAUAUAUACAUAUACAUUACUUCAUAUUGAACACUUUCAGUUUUCGUUUUUUGUUUAUUUAAUAUAAUCGAGUUAAUUAGUUUCUUUAGCUUUCCAGCCUUCAGUUUCAUUCAUUAAUCUUAUACCGCGUCUUACAAUAUCUCCCGAACUUUUAUUAUAAGAAGUAAAAUUUUAGAAUCUAUAAUAGUUAUUUUUAUCACUAUGUUUGAUAUCUGUACGACUUUUAUCGGGUGAAAUUUUAAAACGCACGAAAUUGUUGUUGUAGAUGGAUACGAAGAGCACUUAUUGAUGAACACCUAGUUUUUCUUUUCAAGUUUUAACUGCUGGACAAAUUUAAUAAAAAAAAAUCAACUAUAAAAUUGAUUACGAUUAUAAAAUCUAAGUAAAUAAAAACUUAAAUCAAACAUGGAAAACAAAUAUUAUAAAGUACCUGACGGAUAACAUUUAUUCGAUAAACCGAAUUCGAGUGACACCUAAUCAGUAUGCUGUAUAGUGUAUUUAAUCGAUUGGUAACUAGGGUAGGUUAGACCGCUAUAUAUCCAAUGAAAUAUUCAAAAAUUAUUUUAUAGAUAGAUUGAACUGAUAACAUUUUUGUUGAAUUCCACUUUGUCGUUGCGGGAGGAAAGGGUUUUUUUUUAGCUUCGUACACUUCUAUAAAGUGUAAUUUAUCAAUUUAAUAUAAAACGCUAUUUCACAAAGUAUUGAUUUUUUCGAGAACAUUUUUUCUGAAAGUUUAAGAAACAAGCAACACUAAAAUGUUAAAUUAUUUUUUUUUUUUGAAAAAUAACGAGACUGUUUUGUUUUAAAUUAAUCAUCGUGAAGACCCCAAAUGAACCAAGGGAAUGUAAUUUUGUGUACACAUAGUUUAAGUAUAAAGGAUGCGCCUUUUAAGAGUUUCAACUUUUAAGUUGUUUCUCAACCAAUUGUAUGCCCGAAUUUCAUAUUUUCACAGGGAAUACCGGGUUUAAAAUACUACUAUACAAACGUAUAAAACGAAAUUAAAUGUAACGACAUAGAGUCAGCUGGCGAAAAGUAUUUGCUGCUUACGGGUUUUUUUUUAUUUAUUCUGAAUGUAAUGUAAUAAAAUAUACUUGUCAAAUUAGAUAUGCCGAUUAUUGACAUAUCCGUACAUAGGAUCAAGCGUAUUAAAAACCUAUACGAUAUACAAAUAUACUUUCUGCCGAAAAAUACAGGGCUUAAAUUUAAUAUUAUACAAAUAAAUAUUGCAAAAAAUAUAUCAUAUUUCGUUGCGUUUACAUACCUACUAUAUUUUUAGUACGUAACUCGCAAAUUUCACAUCGCAAAAAAAAAAAAAAUGUUGAAAAAAAAACAAUAAUUAUUAUAGGUAGGUAUUUAAUAUAUUUUUUACACGCAAAAGUGGAUUUUUUUUUUUUAACUUUUAUAAUAUUGUUCUUGCAACUCGUUUGAGAUUUUUAUCGUACCCAAGUCUAAAAAAAAAAAAUAGAUUAAUAUAAUAUUAUAAUUCGCAUAUUUUCUUUUGUUAAUAAUGAAACCUUAAAGUGUACCGAACAUAUUAAAAUAUAACAGUGCAGUUAAUAUUGUUAUAAUUAUUUAUCCGUAAUAGGAACUAAUUACAUCGGCUUAAAUUACAUGACAAUACUAGGUGUACAAUAUAAGUAAUUUCCGUUUUACUGCCGUGCUUAAAUAUCUAAUUUGAAUAAUAUUAUGUACCCAACAAUAAAAGUCCAAAAAUUAAUUUUGUCAAAUACCACGAAUAUCAACCUAUUGAACUCAAUUUCGGAAGGUAGCCGAUAGGACCAUAAUAUUAUGUGUACUCUUAUUAUAGUAUUAUAUCGCACUUUUAAGUGCUAACAGGUAAAUUACUGUAAUUACAACAUAAUAUCAUUAGUAAUAUUAAUAAAUAAUUAUUGUUUUUGCAGUAUAACAACAUGGAAGGCGUCGGUUUGUGGAUAAUCUAUAAUGAUCUCUACGUUUUGUCGUCUACAGUAUGGUGCAUAUGUUAUCUCAGGCCGAAUAUCGAAUAUCACGCAAUAUAUUGGAAAUUAAUGUUAUUCUGUAAGUACACGGCCACGACGAUAUUUCCCGAAUUCUAUUAGAUUCUGAUCGCGUGAGAAACGUGUUGGUUUUAGAACACGUAUGAUUUUUUCAAACACAAUGAUUAAUCAUUGAUGAUGCAAAACGAGUUUGGUCGACCUCAUCAUGAAGAUGAUGCGUUCGUUUUGCAGGUAGUUAACCGGACAAUGGUAAAAUAUAAAUUGAGGUGAACUCCAUGUGCACCAAACAGAAAUCUUAAUAUUAAUUUAAGACAAAGAAAUAUAGGGAAUCAACAGAACAUUAUUAUUAUCAGGUGUUAACUCGGGUGUUAAUAAUAGUUAAUAAUAGUAAUAGUUAAUUGUCCGCAAUAAUAAUAUUCAAUGAAAACCACUGAAUGUGUUUAUUUAUUAUGGUAUCACUAUUAAAUUAGUCAUAUUUAUUUGUCUCAAUUUGUUCGUAAUCUUUUAGUUUUUACAGUUUAUAAGGCUUACAUAAUCUACAGAAUGUUUAAGGCCGACAAAGCGUCGCACAUUGUUUUGGAACAGAUUUCGAUACCGUCGGAACAUGACACACCGAAAGUCAGUUGACCUUAUUAUAAUAUUAUGCAUUUUAUUCGGCGUGUAUAAUCUUCUUGUUUUUGUUUCAUUGCAGUCGUCCGUUACUAAAUACCGAUAUGUGCAAUUACAAGAGUCCAAAUUUGAAACUACUGCCGAAAAACUAGACAAUUUCGUACCUUUAGUCCACAAAUCCGGAUUAAAAUCGAAUGCAAUAAUUCGACAACCAACGACCGUAUCCAUGUGCAAUUGAAAAAUAUAAUAUAGGCAACAGUCGUGUCAAAACUUUUAUUAUUUCGGAAUGGGUCUACGUCCUG